GGGGUGUAAAAACGCACCAUUUCGUAAUAUAAUGCAGGCUACAGUGCGCCCAGUUCACCUCACGAACACGCCUGCUGUACACCUUCGGUAAGGCAGUCUUGACAAGGAGUUUGUUAUUAGAGGAAUAGCUAGCUCCUUUUUUUUUUUUAUUACAACAAAAUCCAAUUUGCCCUUAGCUCACCUGAUAGUCAUAUUUAACAUUUAAGCACUUUGCACAUUAGCACUUUGUAGUUAUUUACUAAAUGUCUCUGUGAUCUACAGGUCAGCUGAACUUAAGUUCGGUAGAUGAGGAAGGGUAUCUUCCACAAGUACCCUACAGUGGACAGGCAGGGAGGUCUUUGGCUGCAUUUACCAUAACCAGUCCCAAAAAUUAGAGACAUUGCUGUCUAACACGUAGUGGUGAACAUGGAGGACUCUGACCAAUCCUCCCAAGCAACUGAAACUCCAUGUCUGCCAGGCACCUCAUCGGAGAAGGACAGAAAUGACCUCUUGUUUGAUAUUAUGAGACUACCCAUGAUACAGUUCCAGGCAAUUUGUAGUGGAAUACGCAACAAUAUGUCACCUGACGAGCUUGCAAAGAUGGUCUCCUCAUGGACUGAGGAUCGAGUCAGGAAAAACAUCCUCCAAACCAUGGCAGAACUAGAGGAAAAAACUAACAUCCUCUCUUCUAGCUAUCAAGAUCGACUGCGGCAUAACAAUGAUGAAGACCAGAAGAAAAAGGAGAUUGGAGAAGUACCUGAUGUCCAGCUGGCUCCGGUGACAAAAGAAGUCUUUGUCACUGUUCUUGACUCCUUGAAGGGGCCCUCUAGUGACGAAAACAAAGCUGGAAGUAAACAACAUUUUAUAAGAUACGUUCAUGGGAUGGCUGACAAAAUUAAGGACUUCCCAAAACUCUUUAAGGUAGCUCACAAGCGGUCCAAGGAGCUGAAAAUCACACCAGCACUUUGUGAGAGUAUCUCUGAGCUUCUGGCCCUUCCAGAUCCAGAUAGGAGGGCAAAAUACACGGAGGACGAUACAGAUAGACUCUGCACUGAAGAUGAAAUCAGUAGAGCUUCAAAGGAUGUCAGUAGCAUUCUACUGACACCAGGGGCCUUUUCAAGCCAACAUGAUGUCAAUGAAACCCUAAAGCCACACAGUAGUUCUCCCUCAUUGGCCUCUGUCAGGUCUGAGCAUGAAGAUGCAUGUGGAAUUGUUGACACUAUUGUCACUGAUUUAGAAGAUCUUUAUGAAAGCCUCGAGCCAAAAGAAGUUGAAAUGCUCCAAAGCCAAAGUUUGCUAACCCAAAUAGAGCCCACUGUAAAUAAUGAUGCCACCCAAAAGAAAUUCCACAACAAAGUUUACAGUAUUCUGUGUAGCACACAGGUGAAGCUCAGGAUGUUUUUCACUAUUCACCGUUCACAAGACAUCAUGCCCAGCUCAAAGACCAAUCUACCAACCGAGGACACGUGCCAUGACAUCCAACCUGAGGAUGGCCGUGAAUGGCCAAACCAGUCUGAUGCUGAAGGUCAGCCUGAUGUUCUACUAGAAGAACAUGAGGAACUCGUACUCUCCUCUGCCGAUGAACAAGCCAUUGUUGAAUGUGCGGUCAUGGACAUGCCAGACUCUAAAACAAUUAAUAUCAGGUCUUUGUCUUGUGAGAAGGAUGAAGGAGUACCUCCACCAGCAGGCCAACAUGAGGCAAAAGAUAAGAAACGGGGAAUGGGGAAAGGACUGAAAAUAUUUUUUGUGGAACAUAGGGUUUUGCGCCACAAAGCAAAAUCCCAGGAAGCGGCUUCUUCCCUUGAGGAGAGUACAGUUGACAACAGUGCUGAAACUGUGUCAUGCAUCUCUGAGUCAGAACUAGAAUCCAUGAGUACUUCUUCCAUAGCAGCACCUCAGGAGACCACAGUAGUAGAAGUAGCACAGCAUUAUGUGGCGUCUUCACAGGCACCUCCCCAGUGUUUGGAUAUUUGUGAGGAGAAUGAAACAACAUUGACCUCUCUUAGCAAAGACCAGGGAAAUGACGUUUCUGUUAUUACAGAAAGCUCUGACAGACAAGAUAAUCAUCUCAGCUUAGGGAAGAAAUUGAAAAAUGUCCUUGUUAGAUUCCCAUUGUAUUCGGCUCUGACAGCAGACUCACUAGAAACAGUUUCCUUCACUGAGGAGGACAAGGCCUGUGAACCUCUGGAACAGUCCAUAAGCAUUUCCUCCCAAACUGCUCCCCAGGGUGAGGAGUUUUCCCUGAUUUCUGACAGAACAGACAUUGAGCAGACAUGUGAAUAUGGUGACCUUGACAACAUUAUUGUCGACACAACAACUGAGAGCUCCAUAUGUCCUGAGUUCACUCAGGACCCUCCCGGAUUGACAUCUCCACCUACUGAUAAUAUGGCGAAAGAGGUCAUCUUAAAUGGCAACCAACCCACCAUGGGAAGAAAAUUUAAAAGAUUAUUUUCCAAAAGCUCAAGCUCAGCAAGAACCCCUGUGACCCUUGAACCCACUCAAGACAAUGUUUCCUCUUCUGAGGAGAUAGCAAUUGAGACCUGUGCUCCAGAGGCAGAAUCAUACCCCUAUACGGCAGCUCUACAGCCAUCUUUGGGCACAUUGCCAGAAACAUCUCCAUCUGAUGACAUCUGUGAGGGAGGUGGAACGUCUUUGACAGCCAUGAAGCAGGACAAGGAACCUGACCCUACUAAAACCACCCCAGAUAGUAAAGAUACUCAUCUCAGUUUGGGUAAAAGACUGAAAACAUUGUUUUGGUCCUCUAAGCCCUUAGACGUAGGGCUUGCCGUGCAGGCAGAUGAGGCAGUCCCUGAGGUAGCCCUCACUGUACCCUCUGACAUAGCAGAGACUACGAGUGAAUGUGCUGAGCUAAGCCAUGCUGUCCUUGACACAAUUGCCGAGACGUCUCAAAGUCCAGAGAGUCUCUCCCAAGAAAUGAUUCAAGCAUCUCCCAUCUUGGAAACAGUGACUUGUGUGACAGUAGUUGAUGAUGGGAUGACUGCUGGCAACAGUCGCAGCAUGGGCAAUACAUUGAAACAGUUCUUUGUCAAAUACCCAAAGAACAAAAGCGAUGUCCCAGCAGUGCCGAUAGUCUCGCAGGAAGCAGUUGAGGAGAGUGCAGAUGACAUCAGUACUCCUAAAGAUGUGUCAUGGGCCUCUGAGGCAGCUGUACAGCAAUCUGACCACAUAUCCUCUCAAGAAUCUCCCCGACGCGAGGACAUUUUUGAGAUUGAUGGAACUGUAUCACCUAUAAGCCAUGAGAGGGGACCUUCCUCUGACUUGACCAGCCAGACCACAAAAGCUGACCAUCUCAGUAUUGGUGAGAAGCUGAAACAAUUUUUUUUCCGUCCAAAGCACCCAGAAGGUAGCCUUGUUGACACCCAAGGAUUCCCCAGUAUUUCUGAAGCUACAUUAGCUUUGAAAGAUGUAACAGAUAGAAUGCUCCUUAACCUGGAUGAUGCUUCCACCUCAACUGCAAGGCUAGAACAUCUGAUAUCACGUGGAGUUCUCCGUCCAUUCACUGAUGACCUGGUGAAUCAAGUGUACAGCUUCUUAAAUGCCAUUGGUAGCUCAGCAUCCUGCAUUGAGCCCUCUAGGUUUGCCUCUGAAUCAGGGAUCCCAAAAACAAAGACAAGUGGCCGGCACAGAAGAGAACUUGUUUUGGACUGCAGAUCAGAAAUGACUCGUGCCUUCACAGAAAGAUCUGUUAACAUUGUCAUUAGGCAACUGCUUGAGAUGCUUCUUCCCCUUUCAAAGGAUGCUGACACCUCUGGAAGUCACGUGCUUGAUGUGGUUACUGACAUUAUGGCCAAAGAAGUCGUCAACACAAUCUCACUGGACCAUCUCACUCUGCAGAAGACAGACUCUGAAGUAAGUAACCAUUUUUCCUUGCACAUAGGUUUAUUAUUUUUUUUGUAAAAGUUAGCUGAGGACAUUAGGGCUGAUCCUUCAUUUUGGUAAAUAUCAGAGUUCAACCAUGUUUAAGUUUUGCCACCACUUUGUUGAGGUAGUGUAUGCCUGAACAGCAAAUUGUACAUUUCAACACAUUUGACACAACUGUUAAUCAGGACAGUGACAGCGACAGUGACAGUGACAGUGACAGCGACAGUGGCAGUAGCAGUAGCAGUGGCAGUGGCAGUGACAGUGGCAGUGAAAGUGUUGAAAGCAGCACGGAUAUUGGGGUUUCUGGCAGAGAUGAAAUGAAAAAAACUUUUUUAUCUGGGAUGCGUGAGGGUUUCUCCAAAGUCUUCAAGUCCAGCAACGUAACUGUGUAACUCUAACCAUGAAACAGGAAUGAUGGCACUUCCCCUUCGCUUCAAACACAAAACCAUUAGUAAAAACACUGAGCAUCCA
Clupea harengus (Atlantic herring) is the source of this 4332-nucleotide messenger RNA. RefSeq lists its product as uncharacterized. The record is from RefSeq and is a predicted model, not a curated record. Bases 406 to 3897 code for a protein of 1163 amino acids. NCBI's taxonomy places the organism in Eukaryota, Metazoa, Chordata, Actinopteri, Clupeiformes, Clupeidae. The transcript is spliced from 6 exons.